CCUGAAGCCCGAAUAGGCUCUGAUGAGAGAAUCGCAGCUGCUUCCUCAGUCACUCAACUGCUUUUUACAUCUUUUUUCUUGUCCGUUUUCUUGGUCCAAAAGCAACAGAAAUGGAUGAAGAAAAGCAAAAACUAGACUUUAAUAGGCACUAAUGCGCGCUUUUUAAGUCGUGGAGCGAAAGCAAUUCGACUUUUUAUUAAGGAACGCUUUUGUUUUUAAACUGGAAAGUGAACAAGACAAAAGGCUUUCCAUUGGAAAUGGUUUGGGCCUAGAAGAUAGCAGAGCAACAUGAACCGUGAAGACCGGAAUGCUCUACGUAUGAAAGAAAGGGAAAGGCGAAAUCAAGAAAUCCAACAGGGCGGAGAGGCCUUUCCAGCUAAUUCUCCUCUCUUUGCUGAGCCUUAUAAAGUUUCCUGCAAAGAGGAUAAACUAUCUAGCAGAAUCCAGAGCAUGCUUGGUAAUUACGACGAAAUGAAAGAACUUAUAGGAGAUAAAUCACUUCAGAAGCUCAUCGUAAUGCCCAAACCAACUGUCCCAUCUACACCAGAAGACAAAUCUAGUCCCUCUCUUUUUAGGGAACAACAUAGCAGCAGUGGCUCAAGUCAGAGCAGCAAAUGGACUCCCGUUGGACCUGCUGCAAACAACAACUCCUCCUCUUCCUCUUCCUCAACAACUUCUUCACAAUCACAAAAACGAUCUAGUGUACAGAGCAGCCACAGUAGUGGCCAAAGGACUAGCAGCAGCAGUACCCAAAGACAUGAAAGAGAGUAUAUUAGUGGACAAAAGAAAAGCAAGCAUGGGUCAGAACAUUCAAAAUCUCAUUCAUCCAGCCCUACCAAGGGUUCUUUGAAUUCUAGCCAUUCCAGGUCUCAUGGUAGUGAACACCAUAGUAAAGAGCACCAUCGGUCCAAGUCACCACGAGAUCAUGAAGCAAACUGGGACUCUCCUUCUCGUGUACACACUUUUUCAUCAAAUGGUCAGCAUGCAAACCAGACUUUUCCACCAUCAUUGAUGUCAAAGCCCAGUUCAAUGCAGCAAAAACCAACUGCUUAUGUCCGUCCAAUGGACGGUCAGGAGUCUCUUGAACCCAAAAUGUCAUCAGAGCAUUACAUAAGUCAGUCACAUAGCAGCAACAUUGCAGAAAUGAAACCAAGCAGCAAGGCAUCUCUUGCUAAACUCAAGAUACCUUCUCAACCCCUAGAGGCAUCAAUGUCUGGUGAUGCUAACUGUGUAGAUGAGAUUUUAAAGGAAAUGACUCAGACAUGGCCACCUCCGUUGACGGCAAUUCAUACACCAUGCAAAACGGAGCCUUCCAAAUUUCCAUUUCCUACAAAGGAGAGUCAGCAUUCAAAUUUUAGUACUGGAGGGCAGAAGCGAUAUAUCUCACCUAAGCUGUCAAGUGGUCAGCCUUCCAAGGGUUGUGAUGGGGAUCCAGCAAACAUGCUAGAGGAUGACCUUAAACUAAGCAGCAGCGAAGACAGUGAUGGAGAACAGCAGGGAUCAAUAAAAACUGCACCUAGGAAUACAUCUGCAAGUAGUAAUUCUGAGCCAUCCCAACACAACAGUGAAGGGGCAGAGCAUUCACGGGAUGAUUCUAGCAGUCACAGUGGAACUGAAAGCAGUUCUGAAUCUGAUUCGGAGAGUGAGAGCAGUUCUAGUGACAGUGAGGCCAAUGAACCAUCGCGUGUCACAUCCCCUGAGGUGGGAUUUAAACCUGAACCACCACCAACAAACAAGUGGCAACUUGACAACUGGCUAAAUAAAGGAAACAAGGUUUCACCAGCAUCUUCUGUGGAGAGCAAUGUUCCACCGAAUUACAAGAAGGAAAACCGUGACCAGAGUACAGGCAGAGGGUAUCCUAACCAAAAUGGGUCCAAAGAGUUCAAUGCCUCUACUCCUGGAAGAGACUCUCGUGCCUCCCAGAAGGUGUCUGAAACUGGUCGUGGUCGGCAAAGAUCCCCUGCACAAAGUGAAAAUACAACCCCACAAAGAAGAUCAGUAGGUAUAAAAAAGCCCAAAAAAUCUGAAAAGCCACCUGUGCCUGAGGAACCAAAGGGUGGUUUAAAAGUUGAAAGUGAAACUCCUCCUGAAAUCCCUUCAAACCGGCCAAAAGCAGCAACAAAAGGGCCCAGAAAACUCAGCAUUAAAAAAGAGUCAAAGUCAUCACCUCGGCCUGCUCCAGAAAAGCGUAAAUUCAAGACUCCUAGCAAGACUCCACAAAAAUCUAGAGAAUUUGUAGAUACAGACAACUCAUCCUCUGAUUCAGAGGGAAAUGAAAGCACCCCUUCCUCCUCACAGACGCCAAAAUAUUCUGAAAGUGUGCAGACUCCAGUGAGCAAACAGUGUACAGAGGAUGAGGAUGGUUUUUUUAGGCCAAGAAUUUUCUCUCCUAUGGAAGAGAAGGUCCCACUCUCUCCCCUGAGUGAUCCAGAUGAUCGGUAUUCUGUUAUACAGUCCCUGAUUGUUAGGAUUGAUUUGACUCUUCUGAGCAGAAUACCAGGAAGACAGUUUAAGGAUAUAGAACACUCCAAGGUGGAGAUUGAGAGCACAGUGGAAAGGGAAAGUAAAGAUUUUCAGAAACAGCCUUUGGAGAGGAGUUCUGCCAAAGGCAAAAGAAAACAUAAGAUUGAAGAAGACAGUGUAAAGAGUGAGAGUAAAAAACUUAAACUGGAAGAGAAAAACAACUCAAGCCACAAAACAAGUGUCAGUAAAGGUUUAACCAAAAGGUCUGCAGAGAAAGAGAAAGAACCAGUACCAUCUCCAUCUGUUACUGCUCAGCCAAAAACCCCCAAAACUGAGCAAAGUCGUAAGCGAACCGCAAGUCAGUCAUCUGCUUCAUUGUCCAAUAGUAACAAAGACAACGCCAAAAGCAGUACCAAGAACAGCUUGAUUUCCUCUAAGCACAGGAAAAAUGAUGAGAAACAGUCUGGGACAAGCAAGGAGAAGACUUCAAAAAAUUCUGAAAACCAUUCUCUUCCUCUUGCUACUUCAGAGAAGUCUAGAAGAUCGAAGCUAGCAUUUGAAGACAGAGUAUAUUCUGCAGAUCAUUAUUUGCAAGAAGCCAAGAAGCUGAAACAUAAUGCAGAUGCUCUGGUUGACAGGUUUGAUAAAGCGGUCUACUAUUUGGAUGCAGUAGUUUCUUUCAUUGAAUGUGGAAAUGCACUUGAAAAAAGUGCCCAAGAAGCAAAGUCUCCUUUUCCAAUGUAUGCAGAAACAGUCGAACUUAUCAAAUAUACUAUGAAGUUAAAGAGUCACAUGGCUCCUGAUGCUACAUCUGCUGACAAACGGCUGGCUGUGCUAUGUCUUAGAUGUCAAUCUCUUCUCUACUUGAGACUGUUUAAGCUAAGGAAAGAGAGUGCACUGAAAUAUUCCAAAACACUAACUGAACACUUGAAAAAUUCCUACAGUAAUAACCAAGCUCCAUCACCUGGAAUGGGCAGCAAAGCAGUUGGUAUGCCUUCCCCAGUGUCACCCAAGUUAUCCCCAGGUAGUGCUGGAAACUACUCAUCAGGGGCCUCAAAUACCACAGGAGGUGCUUCUUCUGUCACCAUUCCACAGAGGAUUCACCAGAUGGCAGCCAGUUACGUUCAGGUCACUUCCAACUUCUUAUAUGCUACAGAAGUGUGGGACCAAGCUGAGCAAGUGGCAAAGGAGCAGAAAGAUUUUUUUACAGAACUGGAUAAAGUAAGAGGCCCUUUGAUAUUCAAUACUAGCACUAUGACAGACUUGGUGCGAUAUACUCGACAAGGAUUACAUUGGCUUCGACAAGAUGCUAAGCCUGUACAGUAGAAGAGUUGAAAAUGCAACUUUGUUUUUAAUACAUUUUAGUUUUUUUCCUUAAUAUAUAUAUAUACUGCCUCAGAUUUCUCCUCAACACUGUGUCCAUUUUUAUAUCAAAUAUUGCCAAAAAAGCCCUUAGGAACAGAAAUGGUGCAAUCAUACUAUAGAUAAAGGAAAUUUCUAUUUUGUGCAGUUUGUAUUUACUACCUUUUGAGUUGUGGUUGGGAAGAGGUCAUAGAAAUUGUGGCCUAAAGCCAUUUCCUCUAAUGUGAGACAUUAAUGAAGGUGUUACAUUUUUAGGGUCUAAAUAUUGAGUUUCUUUUUGCUCAUCACUGAACAGUCUUAAACCUGUUCAGUAUGUCAGUUUUUCAUUUAUAGUAGUAUAUCUAUCUAUUUUUCGGUAUAGACCCAAAUAUUUAUUUUGCUACUGUUGUGGUCUCUAAUCAUAUAUAAAGACAUGCCAAGUAUCACUGAAUUCACCAGUAAUGUCAGAAAACCUUAAGUGCUUACAGUUAGAGCUGCAGACAGAAGUGUUUUCUUUUUAUUGUAUUUUUAAAGACGUUUAUGAUGGGAGACAUUUUAAAGUUAUGUAAAGUAUUUAAGUGCUGUACGUGAAUGCAAAUGCAGGCUUAGGUAUAGCUCAUGACUUGUUAAGGGAAACAUUGAAAAAUGCUGCUUUUAAAUUCUAAGUAAAAAAUAUCAUGUAAAAAGAGGCUGAGGUGAGUAUUAAGGGCACUAUAAAUAUAUUGUUAUUCAGGGUUUAGAUAGCUGAACAUCUGACCAUGCAGGGUAAGAAUUUUAUUUAUUUAAGGAAAAAACUUUAUCCCCAUUAAAUACGUUUAACUUAAUCAUUAUCCCCAGUUCUGUAAUAUCUAUAAAAUGAUUCAGCUGCUUUUUAAUUUGGUUUUCAGAUAAAUAUCUUUUGUUAACCAAAGUACCUCUUUUAACCAAAGGUGCUUUAUGUGUGUGUGUGUGUAUAUGUAUGUAUGUGUAUAUAUGUAUGUAUAUAUAUAUAUAUAUAUAUAUAUAUAUAUAUAUAUAUAUAUAAUACACACACACUCUCUUUAAUAUCUGGCUCUGUGUACCUUGUAAAUAAUAUCCACAGAGGCGACCGCAUCUCAUAUUUUUUUUUUUUAUUAUUAUUUAUAAUGUGUGCAUUCUUUGAGCACACCUAAGCAGCCAAAUAAGGUGAUGCUUAUUUCAGAGUAGAACAUACAUUUGUGGUUGUAUACUAAAUACAGCCAGUGCUUUUUUUGUGUCAAUUUGUCUAUUGCUUGAACAGUGUAGGAGGGCCCCAAGUUUAUAUACACACUAAAUUAUAUAUCCCUAAAUUGGGAGCUAGCUUUCGGUAUCUUUGGUGCAGGUUACAUUUUGAGUCAGUUCAUAAACAACACUGCACAGUAUUUAAUGGAUAAACAAAAAAUGAAAUAGUAAUGGCAGAACUUGUGACUGAUCAGCUGCUUGUCUUACUGACAGCAUGUCAUUUUAUUUAAAAUGUGGUAGUUAAGUCAAGAAGACCUGUCAAUUUAUAAGCUCACUGGUGAUUCUUUUUGGUUUUUUAACCUUGAGAAAAUACUUUGGUCAUUACUGUAUUUGUAGUUUUAAGCAUUUAAUGUGCUAUGUAAUGAGUUUUAAGUUAUUUCAAAAAUGCAUUUUAAGCUUUUCUUCAUUGUUCCUAAAUUUUAAUCCCUUGAUUUUUGGGGUACACAUGGACAGCCUUUCAAAAAUAUUUUAUAGAACAUGCAACUAAACUAGUUAAAUGUCUCUUUGUAAAGUUAAUGUUCUGCCCCUGGUUAUAUUAGUAAUAUGGCGUGUUUACAAGCUUAGCAGGAAUUGCAAGGUUGCCUAAUGCUUUGAACCCCCGCUACCUGGAUUUGUAUCUCUGACAGGCUACUAAUACUGUGUGUAUCAUCGCAGUUAAACAUUGCUAACACGCCAGCUUUGUCAAGAUUUUCUUUUAUUGUUUUUCCUUAUUAACUCAAGUUGCAUGUCAGAAUGUUUUUGUGACUUAGUAGUAUCUAUAUAGUUAAAGAUAAGUUACAAAAUGCAGCACUGUAUAUUGAUGGGGGUUUGAACAAUUCUACUGCUUAGCAAUUCCUUAGCAGUGUUUUCACAUGGUCUCUGUAGCCUUUUCCUUUUAAGCUGUUUAUUCUGCAAAGUAAACAUGCAGAUAACAAUAAAGCAUCAAAGUGCAGUUGCAGAUAUUUUACAACAAGAAGUACAGCCACACAUGUAGGUAAGUGCACUUUGGUCAGCACAGCCAAGCAGGUGUGGAUAUUCCUUAUUUGGUCAGAAAUCACAACACAGUGUGUGGCUUUAAGUGCAAAUGCCUUGAGUAUUAAACAACACUUUAGCAUUCUCUCAGUACAUUACCAUCUGUUGACAAUUUCAUCUCUUUGCAGAUGAAGGCCUCUCAUACUCAAGAGUUUAAACUUGUGUAACUUAUAGAUUUUGAAGUUGUAUUAUUACAAUGUUAUUUGAUUAUAAAAUAAUUCUGAGACCCAUUUUCUUCUGCCAUCUUGUAUUUAAUGAGCAAUACUGUCGAGAGAGCUAUACUGCCAUCUCUUACCUAAAAAUAGUUAUGCUAGUCAAGGAAAGGAAAAUACAAUUUUAGAAAGUAUCAUAGUUCUUGAGGUUGGCAAAAAUAUAUAGUGAUUCAAAAAAUCUCAUUCUUUAUGCAGUGAUCUCCCCCCAUUCAUAUAAAUAUUGUGCACAUGCAACAUUUUAACAAAUAAGUGUAUCUGAAGUACACCAUCCUGUAAGAAUGUUAGCCAAGGUGUAUAUCUGGAAGACGUCCAGUAUAUUGGGCUUUGUAUAAAGUGUAACUUUUCAGACACUCUAUCUUGGUAAAUGUGUUAGAAGUCGAAGUACGACUUUCUGUUCUGUUUCAUGCUACAGUAUUUCAGUGAUCUUACUGUUGAUUGUUCCCAAAGAGGAGGGUAGAGCAUAGUAUUGAACAAAAUAAACCAGAAGAAGCCCCUUUUGACCUCAUCAAGGUAUUUUCACAGGUUUAUGUAGAAAUGUUUUUUCUGAAAGGUUUAAGCCAAGUUGAGCAGUAUCUUAGUGAAUACAUUUUUCAAAUUACACGUACCUGCUUUUUGCACAAGAAUGUAAUUGGUUGGCAGCUCUAGGGUUUGUGUGUGAAUUUCAGUUUUGGACACUUUAUUUAUGGAUAUCAGAUCAUAUUGGAACUGAAGGGCAAUGAUCAAGUAUAAAUUCAGUCUGUUUUUCUGUUGCACAAUUUCUGGUUGGGUUAUCAAACAAAACUUUGAAAUGAAUCGCAAGUUAAGAAGCCUCCUACAGCUGGUAUAUGCUUCCAAGUAAUUCUUGACCUAUUUAUAAUGGACUGAUUCAUUUUAAGCUCUCAACAUCAGGCAGUUAAUGCAGCUUGCCAUUUUUAGUAUUUUAUUGAUGUGAUAACCCUGCAAUUUUUUUUUGUAAAAGGGAAACACAAAUUACUAUUUUAAUAUGCCAGGAAAGCAUUACUUUAGCACUUGAUUUAAAAUAUUCAGUAUAAUUAAAACAUGAUAAAGUGGGCGUUAAUUAUACUGUUAGUGAAGAUUUGAUUCCACUGGUCCUUCCCUGAACUUUUCACUACCAAUAAUAUACAAAAAUGAAAUCGGUCCAUCCCACAGGCAAGCAAGACUACAUUGGUUAAAAGAGCUAUGCCAUUGACAUUUCUGCAUUUAUGUAUCAUGUUCUUAUGUUCAGUUACAUUAACCUUUUUUUAAUUUUAUAUCAUGUCAUCUCGGUUAAUAGACCAGUUCCUUGCAACAUAUCAACAAAGACUGUUUCUGGGGGGUGAAUGCUUAAAACUUAGCCUCUGCUUUGCCUACUGAAGCUAAUUAUUAUUUUCCCUAAUUUUCUACCUUAAUUUUAUAAUUUACAGUGGAAUAAAAUAUGGCAGUGUUUUUGUAUUUAUUAUCUCAUUAUGUAAUAUACCCUCUAAGUACACCAGAUAUUAAAGCAUUUAUUAUAGAGUAUUUAUGUUUCUGUAAUGUAUUUCACCAUUAUUUAUUGUAUAAUCCCGUUUUAUGUGGUUAUAAGGCUUAAAAGCACCUCAGUUUUGGAUAAUGUUGCUGAAAAGAACACUUUGGACUUUUUAUGAUUUUUAUUAUGAGGGAUAAAUUAGUUACGUUAAUUGUCAGAUACAAGCUAUGUACAAAAUGCCAUGCUUUGCCUCUACUAUAAAUUACAGGGGCUCUCAGUCUAAGACUUGAAAUCUUGAAGAGUAUUUAUUGAUUCAAUGGCCACAUGAAUCGUAGCACAUGAUAUAUUCUGUUAUAAAUAAACUGUAAAUACUAAAAAGCUUACUUUUUUGCUCCACUUUAAACUUUUACCCUGAUUGUUGUCCUGUAAUUAGAAAGUAUCUAAGAAUUUUACCCUUUUUUUAUUAUUUUUAAAAACUUGUUCUCCUAAUCAAGUGCAUUGAAGAAAUGUAUAUAGUUUGUGUUUUUAAGAUAUCUACAUUUUUUUUCAAACUCCCAUUAAAUGGAAGUUUUGAUACAAUAAUUGAGUGGCACCUGAUGAAUUAUUCAGAAUGUGACAGAUAUGUUUUAACCAAUUACUGUCAGCUGUAAUUUUUCUGUGAUUUAAACAAGUUUAGAUCAUGUUCAUUUUAAGUGUACACUCUUACUUUCCCACAGUGUAGUGGGAAGGCAAGUUUGUUUCAAGGCUGUCAACUCUUGGUCUUAAAACUAUUAUCAGCAAUAGCUGAUUCAAAACAAAGUAAAACUGUGGAUUGUUUAAAAAAAAUAUAUAUAUAUAUAUUAUGGAUGCAAUAUGAAAGAAGUAAUUUAAAAUAAAAGAUGUGUUUUAUUGUGAGUAUUAUAUAACCCGUAACGAGUUUUGAGUCUGUCUUGUAUAUUCUUUGUAUUUUUGUUGUAUUGGAAUUCUAGUAAUACCUUUUAGAAUGUCUGUAAUCCACAUUUUGUGUAUUUUUUAAUAAAAUAGCAAGUAAAUAUUUGGUAAAAGUAUCACAUUUUAAUAAUGUAUAAAAUACAGCUUUAUAAUAACUGUUAAAAUGCUUUGUAUAAUGCAGAACUGGAACUUGCUGUAUGUUCAAGAACUAAAGUAGAUUUUCUGUAUUAAUAAACUUUAUAAUUCUUGGGAUUUA
Messenger RNA from Erpetoichthys calabaricus (reedfish), 8896 nucleotides. RefSeq names its product AF4/FMR2 family, member 4 (gene aff4). The record is from RefSeq and is a predicted model, not a curated record. NCBI's taxonomy places the organism in Eukaryota, Metazoa, Chordata, Cladistia, Polypteriformes, Polypteridae. The transcript is spliced from 22 exons. Gene Ontology annotation, cellular component: nucleus; super elongation complex. Gene Ontology annotation, biological process: regulation of gene expression. The coding region runs from base 289 to 3789 and encodes 1166 amino acids.